Schistosoma turkestanicum is the source of this 460-nucleotide messenger RNA. The record is from the annotation of a GenBank genome assembly. NCBI's taxonomy places the organism in Eukaryota, Metazoa, Platyhelminthes, Trematoda, Strigeidida, Schistosomatidae.
UUAUUGAUAUCUAACAUUUCAUCUGAUUCACUUGAAGAUGAAGUUGUUGAUUUUAUCCAAACAAAAUAUUUUAAGCAUGGUAACAUGGGGAUUCGGCGAAACAUCAAAAACAAAAAACAAUACAAUCUUCGACAGUACAAAUUCGUGCAUGUGUGUAAUUGACCUUCAUUGGAAAUUCAUUUUUGCGCCUGAGAGAUUCAACAAAUUUUCAUGGGAUAUAUCAUUUGCAAAUCUGGUUUCAUUUAAUUUGAUUAUGGUGGUCAUCGGUGUUGGAUUAUUGACUGCCUUUGAAAUUUGGUAUGAGCAGAUCGUCGCUUCAAUUGUGCCAGUCUUGACACUAAUAAGUGCCAUUCUUUUGAAUUGUGCUUCCAAUACUGACGGCGAUCUGUUGAUGCGGUGCAAUGUUUAUCGCGAUUGCAUUGACAACAUACUAUUUGAAAAAAUGCAUGAAACUGAAAGA